AUGUGGAUGAUCAAUACCACGACGAUCAGAUUGAACGAAGACUGGAAACCUCUAGAGUACUUUCUCAACGGGAGAGGGUACGCCAUCCUCUCGCAUAGAUGGCAAGGAAAGGAGAUUAGUUUCCAGGACAUCAAGCGCAAUGUGCCGCUUUCCACGCCGGCUUUUAGGAAAAUCAUCAAUGCUUGUAAUGAGGCCCGAUCGCUGGGGUAUGAGUGGUUGUGGGUGGAUACGUGUUGCAUCAACAAGGAGAGUCAGACGGAGUUGGUGGAGUCGAUCAAUUCGAUGUUUCAGUGGUAUUUGAAAGCGGCCAUUUGUUUGGGGUAUCUUGUUGAUGUGGAGGUGGGUGGGAGUCCGGGCGAGGAUCGUUCGAGGGAGCCGGGUGUUUUCAAAAAGAUUGGGUCGGAGAGGUGGAUUGCUUCGGAGUGGUUUUCGAGAGGAUGGACGCUACAAGAGCUUCUGGCUCCCAGGCAUAUGGUAUUCUACGACACGAACUGGAAUGAACUGGGUUCAAAGCAUGACCUCUCUGCUCCAAUCAGCGCCGUGACUGGCAUCGAUACCAAGUACCUCAGGAACAAUCGCGAGUCGCUCAGUUCGGCAUGUAUCGCCACCAAGAUGAGCUGGAUGGCUGGCAGGAGGACGACGAGAGAGGAAGAUAUGGCGUACAGCCUGGUUGGACUGUUCAACAUCAACAUGGACGUUCGGUAUGGUCAGACCGGUACAAGCGCUUUCAUCAGACUCCAAGAAGAGCUUCUGAAAAAGGGCACGGAUGAUUCUUUAUUCGCAUGGCGAAUGCCCAAACGUGGCGCAGGAGGCGCGAUGCCAGGCUGGGCGGCGGAUGAAUGGGGUCUCCUCGCCGCCGAGCCCAGCUGGUUCAAGGAUUCUGGACGAUUGACCAUCUCACCCCCAAGAAUGAACACCAGUUCCAGAUCGGCCACAAACGGUUACGCCAUGAUGCAAAACGGUGUCAAGAUCCCCGCCGCCCCAAUCGAGCUUCGAAAGCGCUACAUCCUACCCGCCAUGCCUACCAUUGUUGGUGUCUGGAUUCUGGUCUUCUACCUCUCCCAAGUGCAGAAGAUUGUGGAUUCCACCUCGCUGAAUUGCUGGGACAUUGAGACGGGUCAGCAGGUUGCGCUACAUUUGGUGAAUUCUAAUAGUCGGGGAGAGAUGAAGAGGGCGAGGUGCAUGGAGUUUGCGUCGCCGCCGCGAUAUCGGUUGACAAAGAUUGUGCCGACGAGGAAGGAGUCCGUUUAUGGAAUGACGAGCAGUCGGAUGGUGUUACAGCCAGAGGAGCGGUAUGAUUGA
Messenger RNA from Ramularia collo-cygni, 1302 nucleotides. RefSeq names its product related to beta transducin-like protein. The transcript has 2 exons. NCBI's taxonomy places the organism in Eukaryota, Fungi, Ascomycota, Dothideomycetes, Mycosphaerellales, Mycosphaerellaceae. The record is from RefSeq and is a predicted model, not a curated record. The coding region runs from base 1 to 1302 and encodes 433 amino acids.